ACAAUUAGCAUUACCAUACAUAAGUUUUUUUCUAAUAAUGGAGAUUUAUUUCACUGUAUUGCUUUUAAAAUAAAAUGUAUGUUUUUGCCUUCUUUCCAAAAACAGGAGACCACUAUUUGUGGAAUCUACAGCAACUAAGGAUAUAGCUACUUUUGUCAAAGUAAAAACUUUUCUUAUGAUUGUAACAAGCCACAUAAUUUUCCACUGCUCUGUCCUACAGGAAAGAUGAUUCGAAGUUCUCUGGGUUAUAAGAUAAUUAAAUGUCUUAUCUAUGGUGUCUGCUUCCUGUAUCUCCUGUUCUUUCAGAAUAUUAAUGAAAACAUCAUGUGUCAUUGCAUGACUGUUGACAAAUUACACAUGCAGUUUACUGAAAAUCUUCCCAUCCAGGCAAGCUUGAACUAUUUGGUCUCAAACAUUCCAACAAAUACCUCCCCAACCCCAAGCUGUCCUGCUAUUACUUUCUUAUGUUACCAAUUCCAUCAUCAGUUAUGAGCUUGUUAGCAGUAAUGUGUAAUGUAUGGAUACACAUCAUCAUUUGCCUAUUGCUCGUAUUUUAUGAUUUGUUAAGCACCUAAGAUACACCAUUAUGCUGUCUAAAUCAACCAAGUUCAGAGAAUAGCACUUCAUCUACAAAUUUUUACCUGCUAUCUUAGUCAUGUAUCUGAGAUUAGCUGGCUCCCUGUCAAAUGCCACAUUUUCACUGUAAAUACUUUCCAGCAGGCUCAGUUCCACAGAUGACUGUAGCUGUAAGGAAGACUAAUUCCCAUUUGCUUCACUAUAACAGAACUACUUUUAUAACUGUUCUAACAUGACUUCAGUACUUUCCUGGCCUUGGCACAAAACAUCUCCGAUUUACCAUAUUCACACACUAAUACGUAUGUUGGUGACUUUGUCACAUGUAUUGUGUUGCCUUAAUUUAUGUACUUUAGUUUGCCGUACAUACUGACACUUCGACAUCAUUAGUGAUAAGACCUAUACGAAGUAAGGUCAUGUACCAUACUAUUUGCCAAAGUGAACUACAUCCCAAAGCGCUGUGAAAUUGUAGUUGCGUGUGGCACUUUUUUCUAUAACUGUUAAAUUAGCGUACAAGUAACUAUAUCUUUCGUUCUAACGUAAAGCUGACGAAAGUAUAAAUUACAAAUGUUUUUGUUUAAUCAGCGGAAUGUAUACCAGCGCAGACAAGUACGGGUGGCCAACAAAUUAUUAGCUCCGUGUUGCAUAGACUGCGUAACUGGGCAGCUUUUGCUUACAUGUCAUGAGCAUUACUAUGCACAACAGGAGCAUCCACUUUAAAAAAAAAUGCAUUUUGCGUACAAAAUUAUGUUAAAAAGUUAACAGUCAUAGAAUUUUGGUGUUAUUUUCGCAUAAAGAACUUAAGACAAGGCAUUUUUCUUAUUUUGGCAGCACAUUGUUGACGUUUGUGAGAUUUCUUUUCAAUUCAUUCAAACUACUGUGUUUCACAGAAAACUAAGUAUUGUGUUUGUGGCAGCACUGCUUAAAACAAGCGACGUUUUGCGAAAGACAGCACGACAUCUACACAUGUAAAUACAGUGCAGUCAAUAGUGAGAUAACAUCAAUGAAAUUUUUACUACAACUGAGGAAGAUGCACUUCUGGCAAGCAUUGCGCAACUUGUACUGCGAACUGCACACCUAUAUAUAAGACAUCUCUGCCCCUGCGAGUUCAUUUGUCCGAAUACUAUUGCCGUCUACGGACACGUAAGUCUUGGUUGUGCGGUGUUACAAGUGUAUUUAAGUUCCGUCCUAUAAACUACGCCUAUAUCUCUCUGGAAGAAGUUACGACAUGGAACCAAACGGUGUAAAACGGUCGUGGAUGGACGAAAAUUUUAUGUUAGAUGUUCUGCGCACAGCGAAUUCGUCUGGCUUGACCAUUGAUAAAUUUGACGUCACAACAGCUCUGUCGCCAGGCAACAACUACAUCAGCGAAAUCUACCGUGUCAUUAUUGAAACUUCAGACCACCAAGUGCGCUCUGUGAUCGUCAAGUGUUUGCCGACCGCGGAAUACAACUUGAAGUUUAUAGCCGAUUCCCGCCUAUUUGAGAAAGAGACACUAUUCUACAGUGAAACGCUGCCUGCUAUGUAUAGUGUUGAAGAUGCUCAUUCCCUCAAGCUGGAACCACUGGCACCUGAGUGUUUUUACAGCGAACGUGACAGUCUCUUACUUCUCGAAGACCUCAACGCCGUCGGGUUCAAAAUGCCAGAUAGGCUGCAGGGACUGACCCUUGACGAAACAGUUCUGGCAGUCGAAGCACUUGCGCGAUUUCAUGCGUUAUCCGUGGAUUUGCCUGAUUUGGAGGAGCUGUACCCCGACACACUGUAUUGCGGUAAGGAUUUCGAACACGCGUCUCGGUACGUUGCUAACGGCGUUACAGCCCUUGCAGCGGCUGUCGAGACCUGGCCUGGGUUUCGUGAAUUGGGUCUUCGAUUAAGGGAAACAGCAAGAAGUGCGCAUGCACGUGUUGUGGAGCUUCUGGAAUCGAAAGAGUCACCCGUGCUAGUGUUGAACCACGGUGACUUCUGGACCAACAAUAUAAUGUUCCGUCGAGAUGCAGCGACUGGCCAGCCGGUCAACGUCCGCUUACUCGAUUUCCAAAUGUUGCGCUACGGAUCGCCCGCUCUUGAUCUACAGAUUCUUUUUAACACUAGUGUGAAGGAGGAGGUACGCCAUGAUCUCAGGGACACAGUACUGAAACGGUACCACGAUGCUUUCACUCGUGCGUGCAAACGCAUAGGACGGGAGUCCCAUUUUUCAUUGGAGCAGCUGCAUGCAGAAAUGGAAAGAAAUGCAUUCUUUGGUUUUUUAAAUGCCUGUCUCAUGUUGCCCGUGGUUUUAGCUGAGAGGGGACAGCCUCCAGAUUUAGGGCAUUUGGCAUCCAAUCCGGAUGCAAAGUUGGACUGCCAUUCUGUGUCGAGGUUCAGAAAACAGUUUCAACGGAUUCUUAUGGAGUCGAGGGAACUUUUGUGAUGCUAGUGUGUCAUAGCCUUCAAUUAAAAGUAAUAGUACAUAUAUUCAAUGACAUUUGCUUUCUGAAUAAGUUACUAGCCCAGCUGGCUACAAAUUUUAUUUAUCAACUUUACAUUGAAUCUGGAGAAGAUUUAUCGCCUUGUGUUACUAUAUUAGAGGAUUAAAGGACUAAGUGUGUGCUAGGGUUUAACCAUAUGAACUAGUUAGCGCAAAUUAUUAAUUGUCACAAUGUGAUUCCAAAACUGUUACACAAAGUACAGUAGCUUCUUUGUCUCAGCCUUGACUUGUUAUUUAUAAUCUAGCCACACAAGUGAGGUAAUGAAUAACCAUUUUUCAGAAUGACAAACAAAAUGAAGGCCUUGUUGUAUGUCUCAGUAACUUCCAGCCAGACAUUUUUUAAGGAUUCAGAGAACAUAUUGUGUUUCAUGUUCUCUGCAAACCGCCCUAGACUGUGAAUGUUGUUAAGUUAUCAUAGUGUUGAAAAUUUUGCAGUGGUAUGAAUUUAGUCCUCUUUUAGUUCAUGAAAAACAUUCUGAUACUGACAGAAAACUUAAAAGGAAACACAAGGUAAGAUUACAGCUUUAGUCACUAUAUAAUUUCUUAAUGCUAGAAUGCAAUGAAUGAUAUUUUCAUUUCUGGGAUACAGUAAUGGAGAUUUUUGUUGUUAUUCUUUCACUUUAGCAAUGCCCUUGUAUUCUCUUAGAUUAACUGCAGUUUUGUUGUAUGGGAUGCCGAGUUUCUACUCAUUGAGUAAUACUCAAAGUUAUGGCGUCAUACAUAGCUAUUUUCUUUUUGGCAACAGGAUUAUAGAAUUUGCGAAAAUAUUGCAUUUCUUCAUGUACAGAACUAGACAUAAAGAUGUGCAGCUUAAUCUAUAGCUAAAAUUAUCAUUAAAAUGCUUAUGCUUUGAAAAAAGUUGGUAUCAACCUGUAGCUGCAUGAUGCUUAAAUGAAAUUGUUAGAAAUCAUUAACAUGAUACCAGAUGCCACUUAACCAUUAACCUGUUUGAAAGUUGUGAAGAGAAAAGAAGUUGGAAUUGUAUUCCAGUACUUACAAAUUAACAACACAUUCAAACUACCAUGACAUAAAUGGCAAUGAGGCAGAAAUCUCCAAAUAGGAACAGUAGCAGGUAUGUGUAAAAUACAGGAAUGCAUGAAUGAGGCCAAGGAGUAGAGAUUGAAGGGAGCAAGACAAAAAAAUAAACAUGCACAUAUAGUCUCUGAAUUUUCUAAAUAAAUUAAAAACUGGGACAUGAAAGUCCUAGCAUUUCUGUCAUGACUGUAAACAGGUUUAAGAAAACGAAGAAACAGGAAAGUGAAUGCUGAAAGUGCUGACUGUUAACCUGUAUAUUAAUAUACAGUAUCUGUAACACAAGGUAAUGAGAUGUUGAGGUAUGGUGGACAUUUAUCUGUGCUACCAAAAAUGUCAGUGAGACUCUUCACUCUAUGUGUCUUCAGUUACCAACCAUUAAAACACUUUAAAGAAGUAUAUCUAAUGUUAGUCUAUAACAAAUAAUAUUUGCAACAAACUACUAUGAAUGUUGCAUAUUAUUCUUGCCACAACUUUUUCAUCUGCAAUUACCUGAAAUUAUAAUAUUUCAGGCAGUUUUGCCUUCAUCACAAAUUUUUACUUAUUGAAUGAACAGGUUCACUUUUGUGGUUGCAGAUUAUUUUAUUUAAUUAUCAAGCCUUUGAUAAAAGCCCUACAUUGUUCUCUGAUGAAACUGGGGCUUAUGAGUUACAGUAAGAAACUACAAUGUAAUCCAAUUAAACAGAGUAGAGAGGUUUUAACUCAUACCGAUGUGUUGUUAUCAGUUCUGCUGAGAUUUUAAAGAUGGAACUUUCCUACUGAAAACUGUUUAUGUAAUUUCUUAUUUUAAAAAAGCAGUGUUUAUUCAUGAUAGUGAAAUCCCACUUGCCAUUACGUGUAAUAGAUUUUGCCAUGCUUAAGAAAAAUUUUAUGACUGUGCUGUGUCUUUGAUUAAGUUUAUGAUUAUCUUGUUCCUUUUGGAACAAGCUUUGUUAAGAAAAGAAAAUAUUUGUCAGUAGUUGGUAUUGUACAGUUAAGAAACAUUAAGAAUUUUAGUUUUCAAGGAAGCAUACAAUUACACACGUUGCCAAACAUAUCUUACAAACAGACUUAUACUAUUUAAUUUUGUAUGUAGAUUUCAGUUCUGUAUAGUACUGUAAUGGUAGCCUACAAAAAUUUGGGGCAAGGGAUGUGAAAUUUCUGAAUAGUAAUGCAUAUAUAUACUGAGUUUCUGAAUGAAGAUAAUGACUCCUGUUGUGUCUUAUUAAAUAGUCAAUUCUUAUUAUGUCCGAUUCAUUUCAGAUGUCAGUAUUAUGUGAAUAAUUUAAAGUUUUACUUACUUCACCUUUGAUGCAGUACUCAUUUGUUGACUCAGGUUUCCACCAUUGCUGUUUUUGAACUUGACUAAAUUUUAAAUGAUUUUAACAUUAUAAAGUGUACUUUUCUACCCUCAAUCAAAUGAGGAUAAAGUGUGUAAAUGCAUUGCAAUGAAGAAUUUAGUUUGUCAAAUCUUCAAGAUGCAUAUGAAUCCACACUAUAUAGUCAUAUUUAUCCAAAUGAAUGUUUGUGUAUUUUUAUGCCAUCAUGCCAAAAUGUGAAAGAAGCUAUUUGCCCUUAUGGAUGUAAAACAUAUAGCCUAGUAAUAAGAUCAUUGAGGGCAUAAAUACCUUAUACGCUCUAUAUUUUCUCUGAGGAAACAUUGAUACAUUCAUUGGAUUUCAGAAUGAGUAGGUGGUAGGCUCUGAAACAAUAAACAAAGAUAAGUCCUCAUCACACCAGCUAAAAAUUGUAUACAUUCGCACAACCUUGUUUUACUGGAUCUUUGUGGGUAGGGACUGCAUCUUCCUAUCACCUUUGGAGUUGGUAAGUCAGAAACACAAACAGAGAAAAAACAAAUCGUGGAAUCUCAAGCUUUCAGAACUGGUAGUUCCUGUAACAGUCUACAGAAUCAUUAAAAAUUGUGCAAAAUGUGAAUGAAGAGAAGUAAAUGCGGAAGGUAUUGAUUCUGGUUAUAAGUGUUAUUACAUAUGAAUUCACAAGGUAUAUGGAAAAUUAUUAGAAUUACAAACAGUUAAGGAUGUGCUGUUUGGAAAGAAAAGUUAUCUGCAGAAAAAUAACACUUUUAGGGAGUGAUUUGUUACUAAUUGUUUUCCUCUAAGCCUACAGCUUUUUUUUGGUGUGUAGCUUACAUUUACCCUGAAUGUCUCAGUGAGUUGAUUGUUUUUUAAAUGGGGCAAUUUCAUGCUGCAGUAUGUUUAAUAUUCUGUGUUUCAGUAUAAAAACAAGUCUCUUGUUUAUGUCUUUUGUUAUUCAGUGUGUGGGUAAUAUUUAGUCAUGUGUACUGUUGGUAGCAAUGAUUGGACAUACAUUCUGUGCAGUAAUUGUGGUGCAGUUUGUAAAAGUGACAGUGUACUGUGCAUGUAUUGGAACUCUUUAUACUGAAUGCACACAAAUUGUUGGUUUUAUUAAAAUAUAAUAAUUUUUUUA
Messenger RNA from Schistocerca cancellata (South American locust), 6499 nucleotides. RefSeq lists its product as uncharacterized. The record is from RefSeq and is a predicted model, not a curated record. The transcript has a single exon. The coding region runs from base 1802 to 2983 and encodes 393 amino acids. Lineage: Eukaryota; Metazoa; Arthropoda; Insecta; Orthoptera; Acrididae.